Messenger RNA from Scleropages formosus (Asian bonytongue), 3212 nucleotides. RefSeq names its product CFAP20 domain containing (gene cfap20dc). Bases 469 to 2976 code for a protein of 835 amino acids. The record is from RefSeq and is a predicted model, not a curated record. NCBI's taxonomy places the organism in Eukaryota, Metazoa, Chordata, Actinopteri, Osteoglossiformes, Osteoglossidae. The transcript has 17 exons.
ACUGCUAAUAGAGAGAAAAGACCCCUAAUUUGAGCAGAACAGCGAGUUUCAGUGAAUACAUUUGAAGGCGCAAUAAGGCAAAGUUCACGGACAAAAAAAGGCGGCGCAAAAGAAAAGAGAAAAAGAGAAAGGAGGAGAGAGAGUGCGUUUCUUUCGGUUAAUUACUCACGCCCUACCUACCUGGGCCUGCUGCUUCUACAAGGUAACGCAAGCAAGAGAAGCAACAACGGCAGCAUCGACCACAGUAAUAGUGAGGUAAAUUGGAAAAAGGGACAAACAGCGACAGUACGGAAGAGUUGCUGCCGAAGUGUACCGGUGACGGUGUAUGUGGUACGAGCUAGAGGUGUGCUCCUGUCGCUUCAGGCUCAGCGCCCCCCCCGAUUGUGCCCUCCGUUUCCCUAUUGGUCACCACAUGGCAACGCUGGACUUCUCCGCCAGCACUUUGUCAGCUUUUUAAAAGAGAGAAACAUGUUCAAGAACGAAUUCCAGGGUGGCGCUGUUGUGGACAUCUUCAGCGCGCAGGGCAGAGACCCCCUGGCCAAGUGGAAGCUGCGUGGGGGGCCGUCGGCAGUCUGUAAAAACUUUGACAAGACAAUGAAGGGAUUUGUAUACAUCCUGCAGGGCAGCAGCCAGACAAAUAAAAUGCAAAUGCCAAAGGAUAACAAAAUGGCCCUUGGGCUCAUCCAGAGGUUCCUUGUACUUCAAGUGUACAUACCACUCGGGAAAGAUUUCUCUACAGAACUGAUGGUUACAGAUUUAGGAAACCUUAAAAGAAGAUUGUAUCUCUCCACCGUUCACAAGGAAUUCUGUGCAACUCCUUUGCAUGCCAGAAUACCUCUCUCCAGUCUCAGGCGCAGCAUUUGGUGUAACAUGUGCAUCGACCUUGUGUCAUUUACUGGCGAGGUAUUCAAGGGUGCUGCCUUCCUUUCCUUGGAUGGAAUCGCCAUUUCUGCCAGCUGCCGACUCAGAAGAAUCUUCACAAUGAAGCAGUCGCCCAUGGAAGCCUUCAGGGAAGAUUCUCACAUUUGUGGUAAUAAUUUGGUGGACGUGAUUCCAAGGAGUUUUCAGUUUCCAUCAGAUGUGCAGCAUGUCACACAACUAGUGAACAUGGAGUUUCUGAGGCUGGUGGAGAUCAAGUCCUUUAGUCCCUCAUCUUCAGAUUGUGAGCAAUCGCACAGUGCAAGGACAAGCAGCACACGUGGAGCCAAGAGGCAGGACGUGAUGCAUAUUGCCUUUGGGUCCAAGGUGCAGGGACCUCCACCGCCCACAGGAAGGAAAAACAGCACGUCCAGCGUCUCGGAGGGGUCUGGUUCAAACACCAAAACAAGUGGUCGAAGCGGUCCAGCAAGGAGCACCAGUGAAGACUCGAUGGAGGAUCUCGGGCUUCAUUCUGGCCCAGUUCCCAUUGCACGGCUAGAUCUUGUAUCACAGACGUGUCCAGAGAGCAGAUCACCGUUCCAGGGUCUUCCAAGUACAGGAAACAACAGGCCCCUGCAGCCACAUCCCCCAGCAGACAAGAUGUCCACGGCAAGAGCUGGCACCAGGAAACUGCGAGCCUACAGCGCAGGGAGAGAGAAGCCUGUCCUGACAGAAGCUGCUCCGGUCUGCAGUACGAAGGGGGGCGGUGAACCUGAAGGCGCAGCUGAUUCCGCUGCAUGGAGCACGAACAUCACCGGCGACUGGGCCACUGACGAAACUGAAGGGCAAUCCAGGCGUGAUCAUAGCACAGAUAUGUCGGGUUUACCUGACAGUCUUGUGGACUGUGUUAGUCGGAGUUCAGAAAUGGAUCCUCAGCUCCAUCAGCCAUCUGCUGGUGACUCACUCUCCCCACGGGAUGGUGACCAAGAUGAGGAGGCGGAGCCUGAGCUCAACCUCAGUGAUUUCUUCACCUUCUCUUCACGACCACACUAUGCUAAACAUUUGCUGGGCCACAAUCAUGUUCCAGAGAUCACCAUGUGCUCCUCUGAGUGGAGGAGUGAUGAGGGCAGAGUCCAAAGAGGGGCACGGAUGGAGGAUGACUUCAUUGCCAGUGGAAGUGACGAGGAUGAAGCCUACUCAGGAUUUUAUAGUCAGAGACCUGGUGUUCAGUCAAACUCAGGUGGCGCAUCUUCAUUGGCUCCUGCUGAAGAUGAUGGAGAUGAUGGACACAAUGAAGAUGGCACAUUCAGCAAAUUAUGUCCUGAAAAUCAAGUAGAACCAUCACCAGCCAAUACAGUGAUGGCGUACAUAAGCGGGAACUCGGACCCAGGAAAAAAUAUCACAAGUCUGCCCCAGCAGGCCAACAUGGUACCAGUCCGUAGUCUCUCUCCGAGUAGAAACAGGCUGGGACACAGCCUUGAGAAUGGAGUUUGGAGUGGCUUCCACGGUGCCUGCAGCAGGACUUCACUCAGCAGGACCUCACUCAGAGAGAUCCUGGCGUCCGACUGCAUGCGACACGUUGAACACACAACAGGUGAAGAAAACAAAGCCCUGUCAAUCAGAACAGGUAGUUCUGAGAUGUGUAAUCUGAAUAGUCUCAGAAUGCAAGAGGAAGAGGAGGAGCUGCAAAUGCUGGCAAGUCUCCGCAGGCAACAGGAAGAUGAGGAGCUGCAGGUGGGCAGUCACACUGCUGGCCUCAGCGCAUCUCAGAUCCACAAGUGCAACGUGAGCAUGAGCACUAGCAGUGACGACACUUCCACCUGGAACCCCAGCCUCCACAUGCCACCUAAUCAAGGACAUCAUUAUCAGACAGAAAUGGACCCGCUCCUUCAUUCCAAUCCACGGGACUGGUUGGAUGUGUUUAGCCCUCCCAUAGUGCCUCCCAGUGAGCAAAUGAGAGGAAAAGGCAAAGGUGAUGACGGCAGCGACAACAUGAAAGGUGGUGAAGUGAUGACAAACAAAACAGAGGUGGAAGAUGAGUUCCUCACUUUGCUGUAUGACCCUUGCCUUAACUGCUACUUUGAUCCCGAGACAGGAAAGUAUUAUGAGUUGGCUUAAGUCAAAUAGUUCUCAAUAAUAGCAUGAUUACGCUUGACACGUGAUACAUACUGUAUCAUAUGGUAAUGUACCAGUAAUUUACUGUGUUAAGAAUCUUCACCAUUGUUUACAUGGUGCCACACUGGCUCCUCAUGUUAUAAAAAAAAGUUGUUACCAGUUUCCAAGAAAUGAUAGCAUUUUCCAACUUAAUUCAUUUUAAUAGCAUUUUCCUCACCUUGAAAAUGUAUAUAUUUUGC